Drosophila nasuta is the source of this 5788-nucleotide messenger RNA. RefSeq names its product TBC1 domain family member 5 homolog B. Gene Ontology annotation, molecular function: cis-regulatory region sequence-specific DNA binding; histone acetyltransferase activity; DNA-binding transcription factor activity, RNA polymerase II-specific. Lineage: Eukaryota; Metazoa; Arthropoda; Insecta; Diptera; Drosophilidae. Gene Ontology annotation, cellular component: nucleus. Gene Ontology annotation, biological process: response to starvation. The transcript has 8 exons. The record is from RefSeq and is a predicted model, not a curated record. Bases 2239 to 4689 code for a protein of 816 amino acids.
UUAAACGGGGGGCACGUAACGUUGAUGUUAUUGUUGUUAUAGUAUGCGCAGCGCACUUGAGAAUUGUCAUUGUUUUUGUUGCCGCACUGUUCUAGUUAUUCAUUUUCGCGCUCGCUCUCACUUGUUGGUAUCAUCGCUCACUUACUAGCCGCACAGACUUUUCCCCAAUUGUGUCUCUGUUUGUUCCGUUUGCGUUCGCGUUCCGUUUGCGUUCGUUCGCGUUCGUUCAUUGAUUUCCUAAUUAAGUUUAUAAUUAAAAUUAAUUGAAAAAUUACCCACAUAUGCAUAUACACGUAUAUAAUGUACACACAUACGUAGUUGAUAUGAGAAAUGUAAAAGUGGCGCGCGAUGUUGUAACAUCGAAAAUUGAGCGUCUAUUAAAAAUGGAAUGAAUGAAGAAAGCACGUUAAAAAUUUAAACACUGAAAUUGUGCCAAAAAAAAAAAAAAAUACAUCGAGACUCUCAAAGAGGUGGUCUCCUCAAAAAUAAAUGUAAAGGUGUGGCAACUCUAGGCAAAUGAACUGUUUUACCUGCACACACACACACAAUCACAUGUACGCGCGCAUACACAAACACAAGCGCGCAGUCAACACACAACGGAUAAUUUAGUGGAAUUUUCGAAAAUAGCAAAGGAAAGGCAACCAUAAUCCUCAAGAGCGAGCAGCAGCAGCAGCAGCCUCAUUCGCUACAACAACAAUAACAGGCAUAAUAAUCAAAGAUUAAAUCAGGUUUAUAUAUAUGGAAGGGUUAAAAAGAGCAAAAGCAGCCUGUCACAGGAAGAAAUACACGUUUCCUAGUCGCAAAGCUACACCAACAACAGCAACAACAACGAACAACUGAUUUUGAUUACAACUACAAGGAGCGCGCGCUACACAAACGCAACUCACACAAUCACAGAAGCAUGCAUACAACUUACACUCAGACGUGACUUGCGCUCCCUGAAAGCGAGAGCGAGAGAUAAAGAGAGUGAGCAUACGAGCGUCUAUGUGUGUGUUGUUGGGAAAUUGAGAGAGAGCGAAAAAACACAGAUUAACUAGCGUGCUCAGUUUUUGUUUGCGCUCAGUUCUCAUUCGAGUGCGGUGCGGUACGGUUACGUUGUCGCUAUUUACAUGGAUGGAUAGCGGUUGAAAAAUAUAACAUAAGAUUUUCCGCUAGGCGACAACGUACAUUGUAUAUGGGCGGCACAUUUGUUUUGAAAGCAAAUUGUAAGAAGAAAAACGAAAUAUAUACAUAUAAUAAAAACUAACGUCGCGACCGCGCCUCGCUUUUUAUAACACUUAUUUCGUGUGUAUGUAUGUGUGAUUGUUUGUGUUCUGUAAGCAAGCAGAAUCAAGUGAGAAAAUAGUGAAAAGAAAAUAAAUAUAAUAAUAAUAUCAAUAAUAAUAAUAAGAUAGCCCAAAGACAGCCCAGACCGCAAAGUAAAGUAAAGGCAGGCAAAGCAGAGACCAGUUUCAAAUCGCCGCCUAUUUGCAGGGCAAUACACGCUGCGCUGCCGUCGUCGCAGUCGCCGUCGGCAGAAGCAGUGCAUGUGCGCUAUAUGUGUAUGAAAGAGCCAGCGAUAGUUUUGAGUGUGAGCAAGGAGGAAGGGGCAAUGGCAGUGGCAGGCAAUUGAACGUGCAUACACACACAUGUGCACAUGCUAGCCAAGACAGCAACAACAACAAGAGAAACAAGCAGCGACCACAUACGGUGAAAAGGCCGCGUCGCCGUCUCAAGGAGCGAAAGGCAGCAACACUGAGUAAACGAGCGAGCGAGAGAGAGAGAAAGAGAGAGGCAGCAGCUAUAAGAAUAAUAAAUUACACUUUGCUUUUGCUAUAAUAAGAAGAAAAAUUUAUAUACACACACAAACACACACAUGGGCAAGUAAUGUUUUUAUGUACAUGUGUGUGCGGGGGAAAAUUGUAAUAAAAUAUGAACGCACGAAAAACGCUGGAGAUGGAAAACUAAAAGUAAAUUUCAAAACAGCAGCAGCGAAGCAAUCGAAGAAGAAGAAGCAGCAGCGAAUAUGCAGCUGUAUGUGUAUGUGAAUUAUUAACUGCAAAUCAAAAGCAGAGCGAAUAAUAAAAAUAAAUAAAAAUUCAAUGUGCCAUAAAUUUUGAACGAGAUCAACAACAACACAACUAUUACUAUGCAAAAGGAGCAGCUUUAAACAAAAUAAGAAAAUAAAAUAUACAUAGAUAUUUAUAAGAGUUAUACAUAUAUACAAUAUACAGUAUUAGCAACAACAACAACCAGAAAAUGUCCUGCAUAUCGAGCAACUUUAGCUCAUUCUUUCUCAACUCGGUGAACGAUCCUUCAGAGUUUUCCAAGUACUUGAGCAAUGGCGAACUCAAAUGCACAAAUUUCGAGGAAUUUCAAGUGUUUGCUGCGCAGUCAACGCAACAGCAGCAGCAGCACCAACAACAACAACAACAUCUUUCGCAACAGCUGCAACAACAACAACAACAACAACAGUAUUUACACAUAAAUGGCGCAGAAUUCGGAUAUGAAGCAGCAGCAGCAACAUCGCAGUCGCCGUCACUGUCGACAGCGCUGCCGGCGUCGCAGCCGCUGUUAAGCAAUCGCUGGCCCACAGCGGUGGCCACGCCAAAUGGACACCACAAUUCAGCCGCUGCUGCUGCUGCUGCGGCGACAGCUCAACAUUUUGACGGUUCCUUUGAGUUUAUCAAAUAUCUGCGUCACUCCACAGACUUUACGCCCAACAGCAGCAGCAGCAACAACAACAACAUUGCCAGCAGCAGCAGUGGCAGCGCUGCUGAUGGCGACAGCGCUGCUGCCAGCGUAGAGAAAUGCAGCAAGUUGGCAGCGUCAGCGGGCAGAGUGGCAACCCCACCCCUAACACUGCCCGCUUCGCCGGUGGGCGCAAGUGGUGGAAGUGGAGUGGGAUUAUUGGAUCUGGACUCGACGAGCAUCGCACAAAAGUCGCGCUCUGCUUCACGCAAAGUGGCCGCCAUGCUGUCUUCCGUUUCCCGUUCUUCCAACAGCUUGGAUGCAAACUCUUCCACGCUGGAUGCGGUGUUCGAUCACGACUCGAAGCAAACCAUGUUUGAGUUGCAGCACAUGACGAGUGCCUCGAAUGGUUCGAAUGGCUCCAAUUCGAAUGAAUCCUCGCUGGAGCUCUUGGCGUUUCCCAGCUCCCAUCUGAAUGCCUCCAAUUCGAACACCUCGUCCGAAGAGCAUUGCGGCAGUGCUGGCGAAUUUGGAGGCUUGUUAAGCGGUGCCAGUUGUUCGUCCGCCUCGGCAGCGGCGCCCAAGUUGUUGGGUUCGUUUGUGAUCAAGGAGAACUUUGAGGUGCAUCCCUCGCACAAGGUGGAGGAGGGCAUCUUUCAGCACAUGAAUAAGUUGCCUUCGAAGAAGAAGGAUACGCUGAAGCAGUUGGGCGUUCGUUUCACUGGCCAAAUGACAUUGACGGACAAAUCGAUUGUUGUCGAAAAUUUCAUCAAAUUUUGCGAGGAAUAUGAUAUCAAGGAUCAUCGACCAUGGCUGUCCUUAAAUCAAUGCGGCCUCAACAAACCCGAACAAAUCAAAUUUGCGCGCUAUUUGGGCCAAGGGUUGCCAACGUUCACGCUAUUUUGCAUUUAUAGCAACUUUAAGAAUCUUUUCUGCACCAAACGCACAGAAAUCUAUACCAAGGAUGGCUACAAUCUGCCUUAUAUACUCGAUAAAACCAAGCGCUUCCUGGCCAACACAACAGCUGACCUCAAGAACAUGGCGGCCGCCAAUGACGGUACGCUCGAGUUUGCCAGUAACAGCAGCAGCAGCAGUAAUAGCAACAACAACAUGAACAACAACAGCAGCAUUAACAAUAACAGCAGCAGCAGCGUUAACAGCAACAGCAGCAGCACCACUAACAGCAGCACCACUAACAGCAGCACCAUCAGUUUGUCCAACACUGUUAACAGCUAUGUAACUGGAGCAUCGAACGCUGCUCAAGCGCUGGACUCUCGUUAUAGUGGUGGUUGUAUGGCCGCAUCACUGUUACCGCCGCCACCUUCGAUGCCCCCGCUGGGUCCACCACCACGUUCGCUGGAACAGCUGAUCAUCUAUGAGAAUUUCAAUGUGCAUGAGACGCAUCGCAUUGAAGAUGGCGUCUGUACGCACAUCAGCCGCCUGCCGCCCAAGAAGCAGGAGCUAUUGAAACAGUUCGGUAUACAGAGUAGUAGUCAGCAAUGUCUGAGCAAUUAUGAAAAGUGCAUACUCAUCGAGAAUUUCAUCAAAUUUUGCAAUGAAUAUCAGAUAUCCGAUCAUCGACCCUUUUUGGACUUCCACGAGAGCGCUUUAUCCAAAUGUGAGCAACUUAAAUUUGUACGAUAUCUGGGCCAGGGGUUAUCCAAUCUGACGCUAAACAAGAUCUAUGUAACAUUUAAAGAUCUGCUUGGCAACGGACGAGCCGAGAAAGCUGGAACCGAGAGUUAUAAUUUGGAUGUAAUUUUAAAGAAGAAACGCAAGCAUCUCUACAAUCGUCUUCAUGCGACUGCCACCAGUGUGGAUAUGACCAGCUACGAUGCAGCGCAGUCGCCUCAGCUGCAGCAUCAACAACAACAACAACAGCCGCUUCCUUUGCCAACAGCAGCCGCAGCACCACGCCCACAUCACGCCUUCGCCGCACUGACAACAACAUCAACGCCACACAGCAGCGAAGCUUCCAACGAUCUGACGCAGUACAGUUACGUACAACAGCAACGAUAAAAGCUGCCUUUGGCGCCUGCGCGAGCGUUACACAACACUACAACUGCAACUACAAGCAAAUAUACAAUACACAUACAUAUUACAUAUAUACUUCCUGGAACUGGACCAGUAACUGUUGUGUCUUCAAAACAAGAAAAAACAUUAACAAAAUUAUAUGAAACGAAUAAAAAACAUGGGGAAAUUGUUAAGCUGGCGAAGAUGCAGCUAAAUUGAAAACUAAGUGCUAAAUUACAACCAAAAAAAAACUUAAAAUAAUAACUCAAGAAAUUAGAGAAAAUUAGCGUAAAAAAAUUUAAUUUAAAUGCAAUAUAAAGGCAAUGCGAAUUCAAUUCCAAUUAGCAAACAAAACUAACACAGAAAUUAAGCCAAAAACAGUCAAAUGAGGUUGACUGUGAAAUACCCGCUUCUCAUUUUUGGAAAGUUCAAAUAACUAAGUUGAUCGAAAUAAUAAUGUUUAUAAAAAAAAAAAACUUGUAAACGCAAGGAAUUUUACAUGAAACUUUCAGAAUGUUUAAAAAACGACAUUUUUGAAUAGCGGGUAUAAAAAUACAUAAUGUAUAGGAAAAGGAAAAAUCAUCAAGAAAUCUAAGAUAAUAUUGAGUUUGUAUAACGCUUCCGGAGUGCCACAAUAAAUUGUAACUCCUGCUUCGGUUUCCAAAAUUAAUUAUUCGUUUAUUUUCCAAAAGCAUACACUAUACCGACUAGAUAUAUAGCUAUAUAUAGAAAAAUUAAGAGUAGUUUAAGAGCAACACCAAAAUUCAAAAAAAACUAAAUCAAAGACCUCCCAAGAAAGUUCCCUAAUAUGCAUAUACAACACAAACUAUAUAGCAUAUAAAUAGUUAUAGUUUGUAAGCAGACACAUAGAGCAGACGCUAAGCAGAACAUCAACAUUAAAAUGAACAUCAAAGAUUAACAAACCAAUUAUUCCUAUAUACAAUACUUAUAUACAACAAACAAAUAAUAUUAGACACAGACAAGAUUAUAAACGGAAACGCAAAAGCAAAAGUAAAAAUCAAAUAACAAGGCAAAAUAGCAAUUGUAAAUUCAUGGAUAUACAUAUACUAUAUAUAUACAUAUAUAUAUAAAAAUAACGUAAACA